Molecule: messenger RNA, 306 nt
Organism: Penicillium brevicompactum
Lineage: Eukaryota; Fungi; Ascomycota; Eurotiomycetes; Eurotiales; Aspergillaceae
Exons: 2
Coding region: 1-306 (101 amino acids)
Source: RefSeq, a predicted model, not a curated record
AUGUCGGAGUUGUCAACCCAGAAUCAGCGAAACCAGGGUGCCUCCCAUGCUACAGGAGCUUCGAAAGUUCCUGAAGCUGUCCAGAACAAAGCACCGCGAGGACUUGAGGGGAGCCUCCCGGACUCAGUCCAUCCUACUGGGUCACAGCCUGGUCAGUCGACAAAUAAGUCUCACGCAAAGGGCGGGGGCGAAGCUUCCUUCGUUCCUCAAAAGGUUCAAGAGAAGCUGCCGGAGAGUAUUGAGAGAGCAGUCCCUAACGCCAUCCACGACACAGGCGACAACGGUGGAUUACACAGGAAGCAGUAG